Aspergillus thermomutatus is the source of this 699-nucleotide messenger RNA. RefSeq lists its product as uncharacterized. NCBI's taxonomy places the organism in Eukaryota, Fungi, Ascomycota, Eurotiomycetes, Eurotiales, Aspergillaceae. The transcript is spliced from 3 exons. The record is from RefSeq and is a predicted model, not a curated record. The coding region runs from base 1 to 699 and encodes 232 amino acids.
AUGCCGAGAAAAGCACGCCAACACAAGGUGCGAGGGCUUCUCCCCUCAGCUAUCGAAGACGGAAAAGACUUGGAUCCCCAAAUGAAGCGUGACGCCCGCGAAAUCGAGGGGGAUACCCCGAAAGCCGCAGCCAAGGAUGGCCCCAAAGAGACCAAGCCUGAGCCAAACCCAGCGUCCAAGCGUAUCAGUAUCAACCGCGAGGAGAUUACGAAGAUUAUGAUGGCUCAGUCCCAGGCAGCUCGCCAGGCCAAACUCGGACUGCCCUUCCAAGCUCGCGAGGAAAUAGGCAAGGAUGUCCCUGGGUUCAAUAAAUCUCAGAGUGGCAAUCGCAAGCAGCCUGUGUACGAUGGAGCCACCAAGGGACGCCCUCCUCUCUCGAACGAGGCAAUCGCCGCCAUCCUCAGAUACACCAAGCCGGAGUGUAACAAGGCCCAGACCUGGGUUCAUGCCCAUGAGUUCACCAAAGCAGUUCAGGAAAGAAUGAAGGCCAAAAUGGAGGAGCGCGAGGACCUCCGGAAGAAGAUUCACCGCAAACUGCAUGCUCAGUUGAUGUUGAACAACCCCGGCGCACGUCCCAACAAUCUCCAGGCAGUGCGAGGCGAGCAGGUGGACGAUGAUAGCAAGCUGACUCCGACGCAGAGGGUCCAGAGAGCCCACGAUAGACUUCAGAAAGCAUUGGCAGAAAUUCUGGACGUAUAG